This is a messenger RNA of Geosmithia morbida, 1719 nucleotides long. RefSeq names its product Acyl-CoA dehydrogenase related to the alkylation response protein AidB. Gene Ontology annotation, cellular component: mitochondrion. The transcript is spliced from 4 exons. Gene Ontology annotation, molecular function: acyl-CoA dehydrogenase activity; flavin adenine dinucleotide binding. The coding region runs from base 1 to 1719 and encodes 572 amino acids. The record is from RefSeq and is a predicted model, not a curated record. NCBI's taxonomy places the organism in Eukaryota, Fungi, Ascomycota, Sordariomycetes, Hypocreales, Bionectriaceae.
AUGAUACCUCACACCGGGACAAUCCUGGGCCCUACCGCCUCGCACGAGGACGACGCUGUGCUGCUGGAUAUUGUGACCCUCGCCGGGGAUGUAGGCGGUCACGUGGGUCCCGGACGAGAGCUUGACACGGGCGAUCUUGCGCUCUCCGGAGUUGGGCUUCUUGGGACGGACGACGCCGACGCGCAGGCACACGCCCUUCAUGGACGGGGAGUUGGCGCCCGCCAGGGCCGGGGAGGUGGCGUGGCGAGCGCGCUUGCCCUUGCGGCAUCCCCGGAGGACCUGGUUGAGAGUCGCGGGACGGGGUACGGUGGUCGAGAAGGCUUUGGCGCUGACGUUGGCGUUGGCGAUGAUGGAAGAGGAGGAGGAGGAUGUGGCAUGUCCUCGUUUACCCGGGCUCUUCGUCCUGCGCUGAGGGGCAGCACCUGCUGUCUCGUGCAAAAGGGCGUGGGCAGCGGAGUGAUGAGGCAGGCAUUUGCCAAGGCGACAAUACCGGGUAGCGCCCCUCGUUGUCUAAGCACGACGUCACCACUCCGGUCCGACGACCUAUCCGAGAUCCCUCCCACGCCGAUAAGCCACCUAUCCGAGGUGGAGACGGCCAUGGCGGACGCGGUGUCCCGCUUCGCCAACGAGGUGAUCCUGCCCAAGGUGCGGGAGAUGGACGAGUCGGAGGCCAUGGACCCGACGUUGGUGCAGCAGCUGUUCGAGCAGGGCCUGAUGAGCGUCGAGAUACCGGAGGAGUACGGUGGGGCGGGCAUGAACUUCACGGCGGCGAUUGUGGGCAUCGAGGAGCUGGCACGCGUGGACCCGAGCGUGAGCGUCCUGGUGGACGUGCACAACACGCUCUGCAACACCGCCUUCCUCAAGUACGGCUCCGACCACCUGAAGCGCAAGUACCUGCCGCUGCUGGCGACGAGCCGGGUGGCCUCGUUCUGCCUGUCGGAGCCGGCAUCCGGGUCCGACGCCUUCGCGCUCGGCACCAAGGCGACCGAGACGGCCGACGGCGGGUACGCGAUCUCGGGAGGCAAGAUGUGGAUCACCAACGCCGUCGAGGCCGACGUCUUCAUCGUCUUCGCCAACCUCGACCCGUCCAAGGGCUACAAGGGCAUCACCGCCUUCGUCGUCGACAAGGGCACCCCCGGCUUCUCCAUCGCCAAGAAGGAGAAGAAGCUCGGCAUCCGCGCCUCGAGCACCUGCGUCCUCAACUUCGACGACGUCCGCGUGCCGCGUGAGAACCUCCUCGGCCAGCCCGGCCAGGGCUACAAGUACGCCAUCGGCCUCCUCAACGAGGGCCGCAUCGGCAUCGCCGCCCAGAUGACCGGCCUCGCCCUCGGAGCCUGGGAGAACGCGGCCCGCUACGUCUGGAACGACCGCCGCCAGUUCGGCUCCCUCGUCGGCGAGUUCCAGGGCAUGCAGCACCAGAUGGCCCAGUCAUACACCGAGAUCGCCGCCGCCCGCGCCCUCGUCUACAACGCCGCCCGCAAGAAGGAGGCCGGCGAGGACUUUGUCCGCGACGCCGCCAUGGCCAAGCUGUACGCCGCCCAGGUCGCCGGUCGCGUCAGCGGCCUCGCCGUCGAGUGGAUGGGCGGCAUGGGCUUCGUCCGCGAGGGCCUCGCCGAGAAGUUCUACCGCGAUAGUAAGAUCGGUGCCAUCUAUGAGGGUACCAGCAAUAUCCAACUCAAUACCAUUGCCAAGCUCCUCCAGAAAGAGUACACUUCAUAG